CCUGUGUACAAUCUUACCUGGAGCUUUAUUUGUAGGAGGAUGUUACCUUGAUACCUGGCUGAGGUGUGUGUGUGAGAUGUGUACGAGUUUCUGGAGGAGGUAGAGGAAGAUCUUGUUACAACAGGCGGACAACACAGGUGUAGCAACUUGAUGAUCAUCAUACCUUAGCAGAAAUAUCAGUGAACUAUAGCGGAGAAGGAGAUGGAGUUUCGAUUUGGGCUCAGGAUCUUUUUGGUCCAGACCAUACUGGCUUUGACAUUGUGCGGAGGUGGCGUUAAAGGACAAAGGGCAGGCUGCAAGAACGUCCAUUAUGAUCUGGUUUUCAUCUUGGAUACUUCUUCCAGUGUGGGCAAGGAAAACUUCGAGAAGAUCCGCCAGUGGGUUGCAAACCUGGUGGAAUCGUUUGACGUAGGUGUGGAUAAGACCCGUGUGGCUGUGGUCCGUUAUAGUGAUCGUCCCACCGCCGAAUUCAACCUGGGCAGAUACAGAACUCUUGGAGAGGUCAAACGUGCUGCUGCAAACAUCCGCUACCUGGGUGGGAACACCAAGACUGGAGAUGCCAUCAGCUUCACCGUUAAUAACAUCUUCACGGAGAGGGCAGGGGCACGGCCUGCCGCCAAGGGCUUUCAGAAAGUGGCAAUCUUGCUAACGGACGGCAAGAGUCAGGAUUUUGUUUUGGAGCCAUCUGUAGCGGCAGCAGCUGCUGGGAUCAGGUUGUUCGCUGUGGGGAUUGGAGAAGCUCUGAGGGAGGAGCUAGAUGAGAUUGCAGCAGAGCCCAAAAAUGCUCAUGUGUUCCAUGUGACAGACUUUGAUGCGAUUGACAAGAUCAGGGGCAGGUUGAGGAGGCGUCUCUGCGAGAAUGUUCUGUGUCCCAACAUGAAAGUUCAAGCGGGCCGUUUUAGGCCGAAUAGCACCAGUGCAGGACUGACGGAGGUGCCAGGUUUUGAUUUGAUGGAAUAUUUCAAUGUGAGAGAUUUUCUCGGGGAGAAGUUUGAGCCAGGUCAGACCCCCUAUGUUCGGCUUGGUACCAUGCCCAUAGUCCAAAAAACAGAAGAUGUGUUGCCUCAAGGUCUACCAGAUGAAUAUGCCUUUGUGACUACAUUUAAGUUCAGAAAGACCUCUCGUAAAGAAGACUGGUACCUGUGGCAGGUCUAUGACAAAUAUGGCAUCCCACAGGUCUCAAUCCGUCUUGACGGGGAGAACAAAGCAGUGGAGUACAAUGCGGUAGGCCUGACGAAGGACGCUGUUCGUGCGGUCUUUAGAAACCCAGAGGUGGACAACCUGUUUGACCGUAACUGGCAUAAGAUCGGUAUGAGGGUGGACUCCAAGUCUGUGUCCUUGUUUCUGGACUGUAAACACAUUGCGUCGCUGCCCAUAGAGGACAGAGAAGACAUCGACAUCCAGGGAAAGACCGUCAUCGGCAAAAGACUCUACGACAGUGUUCCCAUUGAUUUUGACCUCCAGAGGAUGGUGAUCUACUGUGAUGGUAAACAGGCAGAGCAAGAGGCAUGUUGUGAUAUUCCUGGUGGCCCUUGUGAACAAUCUCUGGUGACCGAGGCCCCCCCACUCCCUUUGCCCACCCCAAAACCAACAAGUGCUGAGCAGAAGAAACCAGCCGUAGUGAACUGCUCCUGCCCUGCAGGGGAAAGGGGCGAGACAGGCCCACCAGGUGGCACGGGGCCCAAGGGCGAAAAGGGGGAUCUUGGUCUAAAAGGGGCUGAAGGAGCACCAGGACUUAAGGGGCAGAAAGGAGAACGUGGUCAGGCUGUCUCUAUCAAAGGUGAUAGAGGGGAGAAGGGGGACAAUGGCGAGCGUGGUGAACCUGGAGCAAGAGGAGAUAAGGGCGAGAGAGGAUCAGAUGGUUUAGCAGGUCUGGCUGGGAAACAAGGAGAUAAGGGAGAGAGAGGUGAGCGAGGGCUCUCAGGUGAAGCUGGGUUACCUGGACCUCUUGGACCGAAGGGUAUCCAAGGUAACGCUGGUCCUCCUGGAGCGCCUGGUCCUCAAGGGGUGUCUGGUGGUGCAGGAGUAAAAGGAGAGAAAGGUUCACCUGGAGAUCAGGGUGAGCCAGGUUUAGACGGGUUUCCAGGGAAACCUGGUGUUCCAGGAAAAGAUGGUCUUAGGGGGUUAAUUGGUUCUCCUGGCCCAAAUGGAGUCAAAGGAGAGAAGGGAGAAAGAGGCCCGGCUGGAAUACCUGGAGAUGCGGUUCAGCUGGCAGGACUCAAGGGGGAGACUGGUGUCUCUGGCCCACAAGGGCCCCCAGGGGCAGAUGGCCCUCCUGGACCUCCUGGCCCACCUGGACCCCCAGGUUUGGCUGGGGAGCCUGGCGAGAAUGGACAAAGAGGUAAAAAAGGAGAUGCAGGAUUGCCUGGAGUUGAUGGUCUCCCAGGACUACCUGGUCCUCAAGGGCCUAUUGGACCUGCUGGUAGCCCUGGGCAGACGGGACCUCCAGGAUUACCUGGUGAAAUCGGAUUCUCAGGAAAACCAGGAGAACCAGGAAAACCAGGCAUGGCAGGAAAGGAUGGACAAGAUGGUUUCCCUGGAAACGAUGGAGAAAAGGGACAAAGAGGAGAACCUGGACAGGACGGCUUCCCUGGAAAACCUGGAUUGAAGGGAGAUGAAGGACCUCCGGGACCACGCGGACCUGCAGGUGAACCGGGAGAGCCCGGUUUAGCUGGGCAGGCUGGCCCAAUGGGACCCAAAGGAGAGAGAGGAGGCCAGGGUGAGAGGGGAAGAGACGGACCAACUGGAGCAAAAGGAGAGAAAGGAGACAAGGGUGAGAUAGGCCCCAGAGGGCCAGCAGGGGCCCCAGGAAAUGUGGCCAAUGUGAUCCCUGAACCAGGUGAACCGGGUAAGCCUGGAGAGAAAGGAGAGAAAGGGGACCAAGGAAAACCAGGCGAGAUGGGUCAAAGGGGACUUCCUGGAGAGCAGGGCUUCAGAGGACAACCAGGGCCUCUGGGCCCUAAGGGUGAUUCGGGUGAUAAAGGAGAGGCCGGGAGAAACGGAGAUCCAGGUCCACCAGGAUUGACGGGCCCUCAGGGGCCCCGAGGGCUGCCAGGCAAUGUGGGUAUUCCGGGCAGUAUCGGUCCACCUGGUAUUGCAGGACAGAGAGGAGAGAAGGGUGAUGCAGGCAAAGAUGGCCCCUCUGGACCCCCGGGCCCAAAUGGUGAUCCGGGUUUAAGAGGAGAAAUUGGUUUACCAGGAAAAGGCAAAGAUGGAGAAAAGGGAGAUACUGGACCUCCGGGGCCAGCCGGCCCUCCUGGACUGAAGGGUCUGCCUGGUCCUCAGGGAAUGCAGGGGAUGCCAGGGAACAGAGGACCCCCAGGAGAAGGGACCACUGGACCCCCAGGGCCUCCUGGACCAGCGGGGCCACCAGGAGCAGCGGGUUUGAGAGGACCUUCUGGAGUGGCUGGACCACAGGGACCUGCGGGACACAACGGGUUGCCAGGAAGACCUGGAGAGAAGGGCUCCCCUGGAGAACCGGGAAAAGCUGCAGACCUUUCUGAUCUGAACCUGAAGGACGUUUGUUCAGAUUGUCCUCCAGGACCGGCUGGACCCCCGGGUAUGCCUGGAGCUCCAGGUGACAAAGGUCAUUCUGGGCCGCCUGGGAAAAACGGACAGGAUGGGUAUCAGGGUCCACCUGGACCAGUAGGACCUUCAGGGCCACCUGGUGCUGAUGGUACCAAGGGGGUCAAAGGUGACAGAGGACCUCCAGGUACAGCAGGAGAGAAAGGCGAAAAGGGGCCCCCAGGACCUCCUGGUUAUCCAGGGGCCGCAGGAGCCAUGGGUCAACCUGGUAAUGAUGGAAACCCAGGGCUUAUUGGGCCACCAGGAAGUCCUGGAGAAAAGGGUAAAGAAGGGCUGAAGGGAAUCCAGGGACCUCCGGGUCUACCAGGUUUAAUGGGCAUGAUGGGUAAACCUGGAAAGGAUGGAAGAGCAGGAGAACCAGGAGAGCCGGGCAAGCAGGGUGAGACCGGAGCACCAGGCAGAGAUGGACUCAGAGGAAUGCCUGGUUUCAAAGGUCAUAGAGGGGAACCAGGGGAACCAGGGUCAAAGGGCGAAGAAGGGAAGCAGGGAUCUCCUGGACGUGAAGGUUCACCUGGGAAAGAUGGUAACGCAGGACCACCGGGGCCAGAAGGCAUGAGGGGGCCAAGAGGAGAAUCGGGUCAACCAGGAGAGCCAGGAGCACAAGGCAAGCCUGGAGCUCAGGGAAAUCCGGGUCAGCCAGGACACAAAGGUGAGGCGGGGAGCCCUGGAUUACCCGGUUUUCUUGGCCCAAAAGGACCGUCGGGUCUACCUGGUCCAAUUGGCCCGGAGGGCAAACAAGGUAUGCCAGGAAAACCAGGAGACAGAGGACACAAAGGAGACAAGGGUGAUAAUGGAAUUAAGGGAGACAAAGGACCCACUGGAGAUCCGGGCAUGCCAGGUCACCCUGGGCCUCCAGGUAGAAAGGGUCACACAGGGAUGAUGGGAAUGGCGGGACCCCCUGGGGAAGUGGGUCCUGCUGGACCCCCUGGUCAGCCAGGACAGUCAGGUCUCCCAGGAAUCAGAGGCGAGACACCAUCAAUGGAACAAAUGCGACGGCUCAUUCAAGAGGAGCUAGCUAAACAAUUAGAUGCAAAGUUGGCAUACUUCAUGGCUCAAAUACAGCCCGCUCAUAUCAAGAGCACGGCUGGACGUCCCGGGCCACCUGGUUCACCAGGUAAAGACGGAUCCCCUGGCCGACAAGGCCUGCCUGGAGAGCCUGGGAUACCCGGACAAAAUGGAGCAGAGGGACCCAGAGGCCCUAUGGGUCCUAAAGGUGAACGAGGAGCAAGAGGUGAAAAGGGAGAGGACGGUGUUGGACAGAGAGGAGAACCUGGUCCACCUGGUCCCAUUGGUCCUGCAGGAAUGCCAGGUUAUGGAAAAGAUGGUCUUCCUGGAUCCGCGGGAGCUCAGGGAGAGCCUGGUCAUCCUGGCCCUCACGGUCAGCCUGGACCAUCGGGUCCGCCAGGCCAGUGUGACCCCUCCCAGUGUGCAUACUAUGCCAGCCUGGCCUCAAGACCUCACACUAAAAAUGUCAAGGGGACUUAAUGCACUUCUUACUGUCCUGGUCUAGCAGCUAAUUAUGAACUUGGACAUUCAGUAAGCCAAGAAUAUCCUCUCUUAAGAUCAAGAAAACUCCAGUCUGGAGUGUCUGAGGGGUGUGAAUAUGUGUGUGAGUGUGUGUGUGUGUUUAUAAUAGGUUUUUCACACUGUGCUAAACCUUGGGUUAACGUAAUUUUUAACACCAGGUUUUGGCCACUUUCAACCCUAGGGUUAGGCAAUGUUUCACAUUUGUAAUUUUGAAAGGGUGAUAGUGUUUUUAACCCUGGGUUACGAAGCCCUGCUCCACCGCACAGUUAGCAUUGCUUUUUGAGGUAUAAGGUUUAAAGUGGGAAACAAUAUGGUGCAAAAAUCUUAUGCCGAGUUGUAUAGCAUUAGACUAACAAUGAUAUACUUAAAACAGGAGCACAUCAAGACAUUUUGAAGUUGUGUCCAGGCUUGGAAAAGUUCACAUACAUGAAUAUACACUCACUUAGAAGUUUAUUAGGAACACUAUGGUCCUAAUAACAUGCCCGACGUGGUCUUCUGCUGUUGUUGCCGAUUCGCCUCAAUGUGCAACGUGUUGUGCAUUCUGAGAUGAUAUUCUUCUCACCACAAUUGUACAGAACGGUUAUCUGAGUCACCGUAGCCUUUCUGUCAGCUCGAACCAUUCUGCCCAUUCUCCGUUGACCUCUCUCAACAAGCCGUUUCCGUCCGCAGAACUGCCGCUCACUGGAUGUUUUUUUGUUUCUGGCACCAUUCGGAGUAAAUUCUAGAGACUGUUGUGCAUGAAAAUCCCAGGAGAUCAGCAGUUACAGAAAUACUCAAACCAGCCCAUCUGGCACCAACAAUCAUGCCACGGUUCAAAUCACUGAGAUCAAAUUUUUUCCCCAUUCUAAUGGUUGAUGUUAACAUUAACUAAAGCUCCUGACCCAUAUCUGCAUGAUUUUAUGCGUUUUAUGCUGAUUAGAUAAUCGCAUGAAUAAGUAGGUGUACAGGUGUUCCUAAUAAAGUGCUCAGUGAGUGUAUAUUUUUCUAGUCAUGUGUGGCUCCAAAAAAAAUCAAUCAGCGAGAUAUUGAUCUGUUGUGUAGAGGUCUGCAACCCGACCUGGGUCAGACAGGACCCAGUUCAGGUCAGUUUUUCAAGUAGGACUUCGGGUUUGGGUCGGGUUCGGUCGGGUUUGUAAUUAAUAAAAAAAUAACUUGAUUCACGCACGUGCUCUCACUCACAGACAUGCGCAAAUGGACGAGUUAUGGGCCGUUCACACCGAAUGUGUUUUGCCCAUGUCUGUUCUGUUUUCCCAUUGUUUAAACACAUGCUGGAUGAAUGUCUUUGACAUUUGCAACGCGUCUCGCUUUUUCUUCAGCAUCUCGCACAGGACCGGCAUAUUUUAAACACCAUGUAAAGGUAAAAAACUUCAAAUUGUCAAAAACACAUGUUGAGAUACCUGUGCUCUGUUUCAUUCUUUGUGCUGUGUCUAGUUUGUUUUCAGUGCAGUUGUCACAUAGAUUCAACAUUCUAAACAAGUUCAGGCUGCAUAGAGGGACUGUUGCAUUGUUUCAUUUUAUUCCAGAUUGUUCUGCACCAAGUGAAGUUUCAGCUUAUGAACAGUAAGGCAAUGCUUUUUCCCCUUCUGCUCUAGUGUAAUAAGGUGCUGCCAUGCCUUGUUAAAACUGUGUAUAUUUAUUGUUUCAGUACUGUAAAUGACUUACGAAUGUUGCCUAUAUGCUUACAUAAAAUAUAGCCUAUUGCAACAGUACUUGCUAGGAGAAGAAAUUAGAUAGUAAGCAAUUUCGGGUCAGGUUGGGGCUUCAAAUCUGAUGAUAUCAUUCGGGCCGGGUAGGGUUGGGUUUAAUUUUAAGGCCCGUGCAGACCUCUAGUGUAGAGUAAAAGCCAAAGUGAUACCUUAUUUUUGAGCGGAUAAUUUUUUUGAGUCAUGUCGUUUUAAUGAAUCAGUUCAGUCGGUUUUGAUCAAAAUGGUCGGAAUAAUAAAAAUCCUUAUCCAAGUUAUCACAAAUGACUAGAAAGCUCAUGGAAAAGUCAUAGUAAUCCAGUUGAAAAAGUGUGGGAACCCUGUCUUUAGAUAUUCAUGCGCUUUGUACAGUUGCAGAAAUAAUCAUGUUUAGUUUCACAGUCUGAGGAACAGUUAAAAAUGUCAAAUUGUUAGUACGUUUAUAUGCACUUUAAAAGUUCGAUUUCAGUUGGACUACAACAAUAAUGUCAUGUAAAUGCUUUAGUCAGACUGAAAUUGUACCAGUCCGAUAUUUGCUACAAUAAGUCAGACUAAUAGACCAAGAUAAUGUUAUUGUAAUAUGGCAUUGUCCAGCAUGUAUACACCUUAAUCGAACCCUAAUCGGACCUCUGUGUUAUGCAAUGACUCGCAACAUGUAUUUAACACAUUCGAGUAUGCAUUGUGUCAUGUGUACUUGGUGAAGACUGUUGUUUGACUACGCUUGAUGAUAACUGCGCAUGUAAACGCAGAGUGAACGCAUUAACUGGAGCGAUAAAGUGACAAUAUUAUUUUUACAAUUAUUCCCACGGAUACUGUGCUUACUGUGUGCUGUAUGUGUCCAAUCAGUGCUAUUAACCUCAUAAACAUGCAAGAAAGAACGUUAACCCAGGGUUUACAAAUGUACAGUGUAAAAUCGCGAAAACCAGAGUACCCGGGAUAAAUUACUAGCCCAGAACGAAGAGUGUGAAACAUUGAACAAGAUAACCCAGGGUUAAAAAUGGCCCAUGGUCAACCAUUUCAAGUGUGAAAAGCCCAUAAAUGUCCUGCCGUCAGAGGUAGAUAUCAUUUUUUUUAAAGUGACAAGGUGAUAUUUAGGAGUUUUCAGUCAGGGUAUUUACUUAAAAUCAAGACGUUAAGGUUUUUCAUUCAACAGGGCAAGGUUCCUGUUACGAAGGAAAAACAUGUACUACCUUGAUGAUGUCAUAGGUUUGCUGCAAAUGUUUGCUGACGCUGUUUGGUCUGUCAUCAAGGUAUUGAUCCAUUGUUAGAAACACCUGUACCAAGUCAGUAUGUGUUUAUCAAGUCUGGGGAAUUCUCUACUUGAGUUAUAUUGAUGAAGUGCUCUGUUCUGCUGGGAAAAACUCUGCAGGGCGUUAUUUGCUUCAUCAAUAGUUGGUCUCAACAAUAAUUUUUAUUGGAGGUACUGAAGAAUGUGGGGAAAUGCAUACAGUGCCUUUUAACUGCUCUUUUUUUUAAUGUAGCCAUUGGUUUGUAAGAUAUAUCUCUUUUUUUAAGACAUGAAUCAUGAGGAUAAUAUGCAGUUUUAUCAUUUAGAUCAUUAAACUUUCAUUUUUUCAAUGACUGACUUUUGUUUCCUCAGGCAGUUUUUCACGCUUUUAUACUUUAAAGAGAAUUCAAAGCCUUUGAUUGUAACUGCAGCACAGCCGGUUUGAAUAUAAAAUGACAACUGAUGGAAUAGUUAAAGAAAUAUUCUAGGCUCAAUUGACAGCAUUUGUGGCAUAAUGUUGAUUACCAUAAAAAAAUAACUUUGACUCGUCCUUUCUUUUCUUUAAAAAAAAGCAAAUAUCGAAAUUACAGUGAGGCACUUAUAAUGAAAUUGAAUGGAGCCAUUUUUGGAGGAUUUAAAGGCAGAAAUGUGAAGAUUAUCAUUUUAUAUAAGCACUUACAUUAAUUCUUCUGUAAGUUGUUUACAUUUUUGUUUACAUGGUGGUUUUAGGGUUUACGGCAUCACGUCACAUGCCAACGAAGUUGUAAAAUUGUCUAUAAUUUUACACAGAGAAGGUUAGUAAGCGAUUCGAUCACUAAAAUAAUGUUAACAAGCAUAUUGUUUUUGUCUUGUGGCUAUACUUUUGAAACAGUGAGUAUUUUAAUGUUUACCUUUUUAAAUAGUUUAAUUCUUGGGGGCCGGGGUAGCUCAGCAAGUAUUGACGCUGACUACCACCCCUGGAGUCGCGAGUUUGAAUCCAGGGUGUGUUGAGUGACUCCAGCCAGGUCACCUAAGAAACCAAAUUGGCGCGGUUGCUAAGAAGGGUAGAGUCACACGACCUCCUCGUGGUCGCUAUAAUGUGUGGUUCUCGCUCUCGGUGGGGCACAUGGUGAGUUGUGCGUGGAUGCCGUGGAGAAUAGCGUGAAGCCUCUACACGCGCUACGUCUCCGUGGUAACGCCCUCAACAAGCCACGUGAUAAGAUGCUCGGAUUGACGGUCUCAGACGCUGAGGCAACUGAGAUUUGUCCUCCACCACCCGGAUUGAGGCGAGUCACGAGGACUUAGAGCGCAUUGGGAAUUGGGCAUGCCAAAUUGGGGAGAAAAAAAAAAUAGUUUAAUUCUAGCACAGCUUAUUAGUCAUAUUAAUAUUACCAAUAAUUGCGGUCACAGCAUAGAUGGCAUUGACGUCUCUGAUAAUGUCAUUUAUAUCAGUUAUAUCUUGCAUUUUCCUUUCAAAUGGCCAUGUUGAUGUUAAUAUGAGGACCCUGGAACACAAAGUCCUAGUUAAAGAUCAGGCAGUACCAUCAUUUGUGCCACAAAAUGCUGACGGAUUGAUAUCACAGAUUGCUCCCUUGUGAGCAAAUUAAAGUCAUUGAAAGAAGUGAGAUUCAAACUCGCUCUCUUCAGCACGCAAACAAAAAUGCAAUUUAUCUUAAACUGACGAGUGUCUGAAUGUCAAUGAGAAGGUCAAGAAUAGAUUCAUACCUGCAAAAAUCCUUUGAGCUUUUAAAUUUUGAGUUAGCUUGAUUGAAAUAGCAAAAUCCAAGGACAGGGAAUUUUUCCAAAUAAUUGCAUUCUUUUUUGCAAAAGGUUAUACUUUUAAGAUCUGUUCUUUGUAGAGCUUUUAUCCACAUUGAAGGUGCUGUAAGUGAUAUACAUAUUUCAGAAACAAUGCAUAUAAUGCAUAACAGCAAAUCAGAAAUGUUUUAUGCCUGUCAAUCAUUUUGCAUACUCAAGUUUGCAGACAUCCGAUUGGCUAAAUUUCUUUGGAGGGCGAGGUUUUGGAUAGAGGAAGUUAGCAAAAAUAUUACAAUUGGUUACAGCACCUUUAAAGGAAUAUUCCAGGUUCAAUACAAGUUAAUUGACAGUAUUUGUGGCAUUUAUUUUAUUUUUUAUUUUACUUUUUAUGUAACUAGUAGCACCUA
Molecule: messenger RNA, 10166 nt
Organism: Myxocyprinus asiaticus (Chinese sucker)
Lineage: Eukaryota; Metazoa; Chordata; Actinopteri; Cypriniformes; Catostomidae
Product: collagen alpha-1(XXII) chain-like
Exons: 65
Coding region: 202-5070 (1622 amino acids)
Source: RefSeq, a predicted model, not a curated record